Messenger RNA from Culicoides brevitarsis, 1191 nucleotides. Its product is annotated as phospholipase A2-like. The record is from RefSeq and is a predicted model, not a curated record. Lineage: Eukaryota; Metazoa; Arthropoda; Insecta; Diptera; Ceratopogonidae. Gene Ontology annotation, biological process: arachidonate secretion; phospholipid metabolic process. Bases 421 to 1125 code for a protein of 234 amino acids. The transcript is spliced from 6 exons.
AUGCGUGCAUCGAUAAUCUUCACAAAAUAUUUGAUAUUUUUUUCCGAAUCGGAUGUCGAUUGAGAGCAAACAAGCAAUUUUUCACACAUAUUCCUGACCUUCAACGUUACCGACUCGAAACUCGUGGUUGAGCUUAAAAACGCGUCAUUAACCAAAAAAAAAGAUCAAUAUCACAAUUGUUCAAACAAAAAAAAUAAUGAUAACAGUCGCAGUAGCAGCAGCGCGGAUAUUCAAUUAGCAACCGGUUUUAAGAACGGAUAUCGAAAAUCAUCCUCGCAGUAAAUAUUUAAAGUUCUGUUCUUGCAGAACGUUCUAACGAGAAACACAAACUUUUUUUUUGCUCUCUGUGGAUUAAAUUGAGACUUUGAAUAAAUUUGCAAUUUUUUUUAUAAGAGGAGAAGAAAUAAAAAAAAAGUUAGAAUGAGGUCAGUAGAACAGAUUUUAGCAGUUUUUGUGAUCAUAACUUGCAAAAUGGUUCAACAAACUACAGCAGCUGAAGGAAUGGGAAUCACAUAUCCAGGAACUAAAUGGUGUGGCCCUGGAAGUGCAGCGAAACAUUUCGAUGACCUUGGCAAGAAUAUUGAAGAAGAUAAAUGUUGUCGAGCUCAUGAUCAUUGUGAAGAUCAUUUACUCUCAGGACAGGAAUCAGCAGCAAGGGGCUUGAAAAAUACGAGUCCUUUUACGAGACUUACCUGCAAAUGUGACAAAGAACUGAAGGAUUGCUUGAAAAAAGUGAACACAAAAUUAUCCAACAGCAUCGGAAACAUUUACUUCUCCUUCCAAAAAACCUGCUACAAAUUAGAAUAUCCUGUCGUGUCAUGUACCAAAGAAGAAAACGAUAAUCACCCGAGAGCACGACGACACCUGCACGAAUUUUUCAAUAGUGUUUUUCAAAAACUCACCUAUAAAGUUGAUCUUCUCACGGCACAUUUGAAAUCGAAAUUUAGCUCUAAUUCCAAAUCAAAAUCUAGACCAUGCGUCGAUUACACGGUCGAUAAAACGGCGCCAAAGAAAUGGCAAUUUUUGGAUUUGCCUUUGUACAAUGACGAUGAGCCGCAUCAGGUUUUCCAGUUUGAUGAUGAACCAGUUUCAACGCCAACAGUAUUGAGUAAUAAUAAGAAUUAAAUUUUUAUUUAAAAGGGAAUUUAAAAAAAUAAAAUUUUUUGUGUGAUUUAGAUAAAUAAAUAAAUA